Oikopleura dioica is the source of this 582-nucleotide messenger RNA. The record is from the annotation of a GenBank genome assembly. NCBI's taxonomy places the organism in Eukaryota, Metazoa, Chordata, Appendicularia, Copelata, Oikopleuridae.
AUGUUCUACACGAGAAUCUUAUCGGAAAAACUGCCGAAAGACCUGGCUGGAAAUACGCUUGUGAAAAGAAAGAAUUUCUUCGAUACUGUUGAGAGGUGUAAACUCUGUGGAACAGGCAUCAGCUACAAAAAUGUUCAGCUUAUCUCGCAGUUUGUAUCGCCGUACACAGGCAGAUUAUACACCGAAAAUGCGACUGGACUUUGUCCAUCCAAGUACGAUGAGCUGAAGACGUCAUAUGAAAUUGCACAAAGUUUACUGCUAAUUGGCCCAUCGAAAGAACCAUUAUUUAUGAAUGAUCCUAUCGGCCCGACAGAACUAAAUGCAUUCAAAUCGCACUCCGACAAGUCAGAGAAAACUGGCAUAAAAGAGUCGAAAGAUAGAUCUCUAGCUGAAUCCGAAGAAGCAGAAGAAAAACUCUUAUCGGAAGUUGAAACUAAGUGGAUCGACAAAAACCAAAUAACUUCACUCUUCGCAGAAUCUGCCGAUUUCGAAGAAGAUAUCAACUUACAGACAUCUAAAGAACGACCGACACCGACGACGGAAAAUUCUGCCAAAGAGAGUGAUAAGAUUUUUAAGAAUUAA